AUGUCGAUUCCCAACGAAGCGCUGCACAAGCUCGCCCGCGAGAUCGAGGCGCAGGCGGCGGUCGCCCAGCAGCAGAUCGGACUGGCCCGCACGCAGAUGACGUCGAAACAGCGGGAGCAACGUCUGGUGCGACUGACGCUCAGCGAGCUCGCCGGCCUAUCCGAUGACGCCGUCGUCUACGAAGGCGUGGGCAAGAUGUUCUCGUCUGUGCCGCUGCCGGACCUGCGUCACAAACUCGAGGGGCAGACGAAGGAACUCGAGAGCGACGUGACCAAGCUCAACCAGCGGCUACUGUAUCUCGAGACAACGCACAAGAACAGCCGCGAGCACAUUGAGCAGAUGCUGCGUGGCCGCUGA
This is a messenger RNA of Purpureocillium lilacinum, 357 nucleotides long. RefSeq lists its product as uncharacterized. The record is from RefSeq and is a predicted model, not a curated record. Lineage: Eukaryota; Fungi; Ascomycota; Sordariomycetes; Hypocreales; Ophiocordycipitaceae. Gene Ontology annotation, biological process: protein folding. Gene Ontology annotation, molecular function: protein folding chaperone. Gene Ontology annotation, cellular component: cytoplasm; prefoldin complex.